CUCGGCCCGGGAGCGUUUAAGUUGAUAUUUCUUACUUUUACAAUUUUUUGUUUGUCUUUUAUAUAAAUAUAAACUAUGAAAAAAAUAAUUUUUUGUUGCUUGAUGUUUUUUAUUUGUUUUUCAUCUUAUGUUUUUGGGAAGCCAGUGAAGUCCAGGGUAGCAGAAAAGCUUGGAGAUGGUUGUGCUUGUGAAAAUUUCACUUGCAGUUGUUGUGCGAAUCUUGUAGUACCUCAAAUUUGGUUGAAUGACUCCAUAUGCCUUAUCUUAGGUUAUGAACCAAAAACAUAUGGGAUAUCUUUCAUUCUUACUAUAGAUGAUAAAGCUUUGAUUAAUGAAACUAUAUCAGCGACCAAUCCUCCUCCUAUAUGCUUCGCAGUUCCUUUUAUUAAAGACUUGGUAGAUGGCUGUGUUCAUUUCUCUGAUUUGGCUGUCUCAAAUAAAAAAAUUCAUGGUUGUGCUCAGUUAGAAUUAAGAAUGUGGUGGGUCUACGUAGUUGCAGAAUAUAAUCUUGGAUGUUUUGAUGCAAACAAUAUUAGUAAGCAUCAUGCUAAAAUUUUGAAAUUGUUUUCAAAGUCUAAAAGUCUGAACACUACUGAGAAAGCUAAUGUCAUCUCACCUAUGUCCAUCCAACCCAAAACCAUACAAUAAACUUAUAUUGUAAAUUUAAUAAUUGAAUUAUUCUUUUGCAAUAUGCAAAAUUUUGAGAAAUUUAAUUUAACAUUAUUGUAUUCAAUUAUAAUAUAAAUCAAUUAAUUGUAAUUUCAACUUUUGUUUUCCUCAGUUUGAGAAAAAAAAUGGUUGAAUAUAUUUAAAAUUUCAUAAAUUUAGUUAUUAAACAUAUCCCAAUAAUC
This is a messenger RNA of Argiope bruennichi, 851 nucleotides long. RefSeq lists its product as uncharacterized. Lineage: Eukaryota; Metazoa; Arthropoda; Arachnida; Araneae; Araneidae. The transcript is spliced from 4 exons. The coding region runs from base 76 to 648 and encodes 190 amino acids. The record is from RefSeq and is a predicted model, not a curated record.